Molecule: messenger RNA, 5102 nt
Organism: Grus americana (Whooping crane)
Lineage: Eukaryota; Metazoa; Chordata; Aves; Gruiformes; Gruidae
Gene: EDC3
Product: enhancer of mRNA decapping 3
Exons: 8
Coding region: 661-2181 (506 amino acids)
Biological process (GO): P-body assembly; deadenylation-independent decapping of nuclear-transcribed mRNA
Cellular component (GO): P-body
Molecular function (GO): mRNA binding
Source: RefSeq, a predicted model, not a curated record
AAAGAGAGGAGCCUGUUCCUGACAAAUUUAUGGCUUAGUGACCCAAUUUAGCGUUCGCUUCCCUUUGAAGCAUCCCCUGUUUUCAGUCCCCUGAAAGUUGGGGGAAGUGAGUCCGUUCUGGUAGCAUGCGUGCAUCCUAGUUAUUUCAAGGUUGGUUUUUUUUCCUUGCAUCUUUUUCCAAGAAGCUCGGGACAGGAAGGGCUCAAAGAGAGUUAAAAUGACUCUCACAGAAAUGUGGUUUAUACAUUGAUGUUAAUCUUCCUGGGUUAUCUCCUGUGUUUUUUGUCUUUGUGUUCCUUACGGUAAAUAUCAAGUGUUCUCCCUCUUACUGCUGAUUACUGCGUAAAAGGCAAAUAUGUACGGGAGUCAUUUUCAUUUAUGAGCUUGUCAGCUCUUUCGCGCUGCCGUGAUGCUAGUGAGCCUGUCAUCUUCUGUGUUCUUUGUCUGGAGGAAGAAAUCUCAGAUCAAAAGAUGUACUUAGCUGCUUCAAAGUGUGCUGAUACAAGUUCAGUCAAGCAUCAAAACUGAGGGAAUUACGUGGGACUGAACAUCUGACUAAACAAAAUCGAUCUUCUCACUGAUGAGUAUUCACAAAAGCUGUUCUGCCCCGGUGUUCAUAUGCCAGAAUUUCAAAAAGGGAAGUGAUUGUGUGCCGGAAAUAUGGCUACGGACUGGCUCGGGAGUAUUGUGUCAAUUAAUUGCGGAGAAAGCUUGGGAGUCUACCAAGGACGAGUGUCUGCUGUGGAUCAGGUCAGCCAGACCAUUUCCCUGACACGGCCCUUCCAUAAUGGGGUCAAGUGCCUCGUGCCAGAAGUCACCUUCAGGGCAGGUGACAUUACUGAGCUGAAAAUUCUGGAGAUCCCAGGGCCAGGGGACAGCAGACAAUGUGGGGACCUGCAGCAGACAGAAUCGGGCAUCCCUGGUGUUGGAUGCCAAGUGGGUCCCAGUCAGAACGGCACUGGGAAAGUGUUAAAGAAGCCCAUCUCCAGCAGCGCCCCGCAAAAUAUCCCAAGGAGAACGGACGUGAAGAAUCAAGAUAUUAUCAUCUCUCCACAGCAACAGUGCUCCAAGAGCUACAUGGAUCGACAUGUGGAAACGUUGACUCAAUCCAAAGGCUUCCGUCGUAGACACAAUUCCUGGUCAUCCAGUAGCCGUCAUCCGAACCAAGUAACUCCAAAGAAAAGUGGCCUGAAGAAUGGGCAAAUGAAGAGCAAAGAUGAUGAGUGCUUUGGGGAUGACAUUGACGAAAUCCCAGACACAGAUUUUGAUUUUGAAGGGAACCUGGCCCUUUUUGACAAGGCAGCUGUGUUCGAAGAGAUUGAAACUUAUGAGAGGAGGAGCGGCACUCGUUCCCGGGGCACCCCAAACGAGAAACCAGCUCGCUAUCGGCACGAUGAGAACAUCUUGGAAUCGGAGCCCAUCGUCUACAGAAGGAUUGUCGUACCCCAGAACGCUAACAAAGAAUUCUGCACGGACUCUGGGCUGGUCGUUCCAAGCGUGUCUUACGAGCUUCACAAAAAGCUGCUCUCGGUUGCGGAGAAACACGGGCUGACUCUGGAGCGGAGGCUGGAGAUGACGGGAGUGUGUGCGAGUCAGAUGGCCCUGAGCCUCCUCGGGGGACCCAACAGGCUGAACCCGAAGAACGUGCAUCAGCGGCCCACGGUAGCCCUGCUGUGUGGUCCUCACGUGAAGGGGGCCCAGGGGAUCAGCUGCGGCCGGCACCUCUCCAACCACGACGUCCACGUCAUCCUUUUCCUUCCCAACUUCGUCAAGAUGUUGGAAUCCAUCACCAACGAGCUGAACCUUUUCAGCAAGACGCAAGGCCAGCAAGUGUCCAGCGUCAAAGAUCUCCCCGAUACCCCCGUUGACCUAGUGAUCAACUGCCUGGAUUGUCAUGAAAAUGCCUUUUUGAGAGAUCAGCCUUGGUACAAAGCGGUUGUGGACUGGGCCAACCAGAACCGGGCACCCGUCCUCAGCAUAGACCCUCCGAUAAACGAAAUGGAGCAGGGCAUCGACGCCAAGUGGUCGCUGGCCUUGGGCCUGCCCUUGCCCCUGGGCGAGAGGGCAGGGCGCGUGUACCUCUGUGACAUUGGCAUUCCCCAGAAGGUCUUUCAAGAAGUGGGAAUAAAUUACCACUCGCCCUUCGGCUGCAAAUUUGUCAUCCCCCUGCACUCUACUUAGAGCCCAGCCAGCCAGACGGCUCCGAAGGGAGCGAAGAGAGAAGGGAGGAGGUCUGUCAAAUAAGCUGUCCAGUGGAUCCUGACUAGUAAACUCGUGACGCCUUAAGGAUGUGAAGUUCUGGAGAGUUUUCAUUCCAGAAGAAACAUUGUGUAUUUAGAAAAAGAAAAAAAAAAAGAAAAAAAAAGAAAUAAUCGUAAAAUGAAACAAAAAAAGGAGGAAGCGAAUGUUCCUGCAAAGCUGUUUUCAUUCUCUUGUGCCAUUGUAUGAAGGAACACGCAGGAAGAUGCUGUCUGUCCCUGGUGAAGGCGGCCGCUGCUGCUCAGGCCCGGCCAGGAGGCUGUUUAAUGAUGGGGUGUGCGUGAAGGUGGUACGAGGGAUGGGCGGUUUGGAGAUCUGGGACGUGUUUCUUGGUCCUUCUGGGCAGAUAGACCCAGCAAGGGCACCCCGGUGAGAACAGCACCCCUUGAUUAUGUAGAAAAUACCUUCUGUUGCAGUCGUACCAGGAGGGAGGAUUUGGUUUUGUUCCGUUGUUCUUUUUGACUCCCGCCUCCCUUGGUUUUUUUUUUUUUACGUUCCUGAAGGCAGUCGAAGCUCGCUCUCCCUCCUGGACCCUCCAGCCCCUCAAGGAGAGCGUUCCCUCUUUUGGAAAGCUUGUGUCAAGAGCCGGAUGCUCUCGGGUCGCACAUGCUCUGGGAACACCGAUGUCCCCGGCUAGGCCUUACUUGCUUAUAUACUCUGUUGGCUUUUUGUUCGUUCGCUUAGUGGGUAAAGCCCAGGUCUAUGGGAACGAGGCGUGUUUUGGGAAAGAACUUUUCCAGGAUAGUUGCGUUUAUUUUUUUUCUUUCUUUCUGGCAUGGUGAGGGGCUGAAUCAGGGAAAGGAUAGCGAAGCAGGGCAGCGUCACCCUGAGUUUGUUGCGUGGUGUAUGGUGCAGAUGAUGUUUGGGUGAGUUCUCCCAGUGCUUCCAGUAUCGCUCCUACGCUCAGUGUGGUUUGGGAAGUAGGUCAUGGAUCCCGUUCGUUCCCUUCGGGCUCGAAGCCUGUGUAUAUGGCCGGCUCUGUGCGUGUGUCUGUAUGCACCCGUGGGUCGGGAACCAGCUCGAGGAAGGAUUUGGGUUGUGUUUGCCUGCAGGAGAUGGUGUGGUGAGAGCUGCUGCCCUCCUGGGAGGGGUACAGCAAGAGGUUCUUGUCUGAAUUACUGUCGGGGAUCUGCCCUGGGUCGCUCUAACUGCUCUUGUGCUGCGCUGGCUUCCCGUGAACCUGGAGCGAUGCAGGAGGUGCAGUAAGGGCGAGCUGUUCCGUCGGGGGAACCGGGCAGAUGCAAAGUCGGGGCUCUGCUCUCGCAAAGAGGCGCUCGGGGCUCUGCUUGCUCCCUGGGCCGGGAGCGUGGGCAGCACUUGAAGCUCUGCUGCUCCUCUGGUAUCUAAACCUUGCAGCUGGGAGAACUUCAGAGCUUCAAACAGUGCUUUUUUCCCCAGGGGAGCUGGAUCCCUUCUUGAGGCUGAAGCGCAGGGAUGCGUGGAAACGGUCACCUACUGUUUUAGCUGUUGCUGUGCUCUGCUAAGCGGGUCGAGUCCCGCUUAGCAAAUGCAUUGAUCCACUUGUGCUCCAAGGGGUGAGAAUUUGCAGCCUGGCGCUUGUCUCUUCAUCUGCUUAGAACAAAGGCCAAGUGUAUCAAAGGAGGAGGGAAGAGACUUCCCCCGUUGAAAAAAGAAGUAAUUAAUAUUGCCUGGAAGUGGGGAGUAGCACCUAAGGACAAGGGUGCUGGUGAGCGCUGGGCUCGCCCCUGAGGGCUCUCCCCCUGCCAAACCGCCUGCACCUUGCCGAAUCUACCUCAGCAGGACGAAGGGCUCUGCCCCUCUCGGUGUCUAGACCCCUGGUGUUCCCCCGAGCUUCUUUUCCCCGCUGAGGGUUGGACGACUGAACGCCUUUCUUGUUUCUUUGGCUCUUUCAGCCAGGCGGAGGAGCUGCGGCUGGGUUAAAAAAAGGUGGAUGGCCAUCCCCUGGUCGUUGCUGUAGCACAGUGUUAGCUUUAGCCCCCUUCUUUUCACUUUUCCUUGCUCAAGAUGCUCGAUAAAAGAACCUGCUCUUUCAAUUUCUGCUUUUCUCGCCUCUUCUGGGUUUGGCUAUUAAAACUAUAGAUUGUACGCACCGAGCAGUCGCUGUGUAGAAAUAUUCGAGGCUGGAGUUACGUGCCCGGGAGGGUGCUGAACCAGCUCAGGCUGUUUUUUGCGGGGAUGGCAGUGGGGAUCAGGUCUGUACUCGCUGCUGCCUAGCUCCAGGAAGCACUAAGGCCCCGGGGAGCAAUAUGGUUCCCCAUCUUUAAGCAAAAAAAAAAAUAAGAAUAAAGCGAGCAGUGUUGCCCAACAGGAGGGUACACACCCUCCCAUAAGGAAAGGGAUUCCCCAGCCCUAUCUGCGCAGUGUUUAGGGCACAGCAGGCAGCUUUGGGCUGCGUUUGGCACAGUUAAACUGUACAGCGUGCUCGCUUUCUGGAGGUGAGACUAGAUUUGGGGCUGUGGCUGUACUUUGCCUCAGAUGGAAAGGCUUACUUGAAGUACUGGCCUCUCCCCCCACAAAAUGCAUCUUAUGUGCAGGUGUGAGCUCUUCUGGAGCACUUGGGACCCAGAAAAGAGGUCUGGGUUCCUUCUUCCCCUUCCCCAAGUUAAUUCAAAGAAUGGAACACUUUUUUAUUUUUCUUCGUCUGUGUUUGAGCUAGUUUCUACCCACAACCUGAACCACCAUCAUAGGAACUGCCCACGAGUGCUGCUCUGGUCACUAACACGUGAAGAUCACUGCACUUAUGUCACUGCUUGAUACUCCAUUUGUGACCUAAUGUUUGUAACGACUCAUUCCUGCCGCUACCGGGGGAUGUCCUGAAAUAAAGUGCAACUAUUCAUGCGUGCUAUUUGUGUGCAGCCGUU